UAUCAUCAGCUUCACUCGUAUACCCUUCUAAAAAAAGAUGACUGCAUCCUCCAAUAGUUUCGAUAUUUUAAUACUACCUAAGUGUAUUCAUGCCUCGGGUAUAAAAUCGAAAAAAGUUCCUAAGUUGCCAUUUAUGUAGUUCUUGCUUAACCUUUUUAAAUUUACUCUUGAAUGUCUAUAUGUAUAUGUAAAUAUGUAUUUCUACAGAUGCAAGGCAGGUGUUGUUUACAUACUGAGUCUGAUGCUCCGCUAUAGCAACAUGCUCGCUUACAAUUACAUUUAUGAAGCUCAGCGUAAAUAUAACUACUUAUGUCAAGUUGAUGCUUGCUUCAGCGACAUCUAGCCAAUUGGGGCUUGUAAACAGUAUACGCUUGAAGGUCUUCCGCGAUCAGGUCGUGUGCUCAAUUUGGCGCAGUGUCAGAGUUAUUUGCUGAUAUGGUGUAUGAUUAUGUAGAUCUAGAUAUUUUUAUGAAUGAAAAACCGUAGAGAAUUAGAGUAGGUAAAUAUUACUAAAAGAAGAAAAAAGUAAUAAAGUGGUCUGAUCUGAACAUUUUGUUCGGAGAGCGCAUCAUAGCCUUGGACCAUAACCCGGGCUAAAUUUCGGGAAGAUAUCCCAUCAAAUAAAAAAAUGUUUCCACACAAUACUGGGCUUAGAUCGAUCACUUUUGUAUCGCAGAUAUAUCCUGGUGGACCGAUAUCGGCGAAGCCAACAAAUUAGCAGAGUUUUGGGGAGAAAAACGCGAUCGAUAUCUCAAAUAAUGAGGGACUAAGUAGUUUGCCUAUAUACAGACAGACAAAUGUUGCUAAAUAACUAUAUGUAGAAUCUCCGACGUUUGCUUUUGGGUGUUGUAAACUUCGUGACAAAUUUAAUAUACUCUUUUCAAGGUAAAGAAAUGAGACGCAGGCUCGUUGUGGGCGAUCUUUAGUGUUAGAAAGACCACAAAAUCUUAAGUGAGAGUUUGUGAAGAAAUCAAGCCCUGUUUUUACUGGAUAUUUUAAGCCCGUAUCAUCUCUGAAACAGAAAUGAAAGCAGAAUAUUCAUUCAUAUAUGAAAGAUAUUUCUAUAAACUAAGACAAAGCCUCCCAAGCCAUCCAAGCUUAGAAUAAGUGGGGUUUUUCGUAUAUUCUCAAGUAAUAUGAAUCUGUGAAUUCUUAUAACUACCUCCUUUUUGCAUAUGUGACACUGUCAGAACAAAAAAAUGGAAGAGCUUGUUAUCUCAUCAUGACAAAAGUUUUGCCUUUAUGUCUAUAUGUCUAAAUAAAACGCUGUGUAAAAUGAAGGAGAUUUCAAUCGAAAUCUCUGCAAUUAAACAAAGAGCGUUUAUUUGUCGUGUCUUAUAACUUCUCUUCGCUUAAUUUUAUACUUCUCUAAAAGAAAAGAAAAUGAAAAUAUUUUAAAGUCUAUUAACUUUGAAGUCCACUUAAGAUUUUUUUAUUAGGAGCCUCUACUUGUCCGACACUAGUUAAAGGUCGCACCUUGGACCUCACUAGAGUCCACUAUGCAAGAUAUUAUCAAAUAAGACAGUGAAUUUUUUUUACAUAUCGAGGAAGUGGAAAUGAUACUGCCAAAUGUCCAAAUAAAUGAUUCUCCUCAUUACCGAAUUUCCCAAUUUGGGGAAUUACUCCAUUUCUAUGUAAUUUUUUGAACUGUGUUUACUUAUGUUACAAUACUAAUGUACAAUUAUUCCAACUAUUGUCUUAAGUUGUAAGCACAAAUGAUAUUGUAAACAAAUCUAGAACGAUUCAAACACUCAAACUGAACGGUUGAAAUUGCACGCGCUGUUCGUCGCCAGUCGCAAGUCAGCCAGUUUGAAAGCGCUUUAUACGAGAACAAAGUGCAUGUGGUCGCGUUGUCACUUAAGUGAAUAACGAGCGUGUAAAAUAAAGCAAUUUUCACACACGACGUCAAGUGUUGCAGUUGAAAAAUUAACUGAAAAGAUAAGCAAACUGAAAAAACGUGAAAAGUGUUUUAAAUUAAUUUAAUUCAAGUGGUCGCGUCAGCAGUAAGUGAAAGUGAUAAAUACAAAUAGCAGUACAAUACACACAUAUAUACAUAUUUGUAUAACAUACACAGAGGCGCUACACCCUGUACUGCAGUAGUUACGUUUUGAAAAUGUCAGCAAUAAAAGUGUGUGAAGCGCUCGUGCGGCUUUAUAUUUAUGCGCUGUGUGGCCUAAGCACGGUUUCCGCGCUGCCUUACAACUACGAUGACAUACACGAUUUAAGCGCCACGCGUCCCGACGCGCAACCAAAACAAUUGCGGCUCUGGCUGACAAUAAGUGCGCGCCAUCGUUUUUUGGAGGUGUCUUGGACCAAUGCGCCUGCGCACAAGGAUGAUCACAUAUUGAUUACAAUGCAGGCGCCACAUAAGUUUGAACGCGUCGAGCUUACUACGGGCACGCCGCUAGCCGCGUUUGAUAACGCAGAAGGUAGCGGCUUUGUGCCAAACGAUGGCGUUACCGAACGCAGCACUUCCUCGCCGACGCGCUAUCUACUCGAACGUGAAAACAAACACAAUUACGUUGCGCGUUCGAAUGCGAGCCACACUUUUGAAGGUAGCGGCUUUGUGGAUACUUACAACGCGGCGCCACCCACAGCAUCAAUGCCCCCGCGUCUUUAUUGGAUUUCAAACAAUGGCAGCGGUGAUAUAGUCGCUGCAUUACAACCAAGCGCCGCCGCGCAAUGGUUCACCACGGGUGUAUAUUUCGAUUAUGCGCUCUCACGCAAUGUGACCGCCAAAACGGGCUGCUAUGGCUUUUGGGCGAGUUAUGUGAAUGUAAGUGGUGAUAUAUUGGCCACCAGCUGUUUGCGCGCGUACCCGCGGUGGAUGCGCGAAAUGCGCGCACAGGUGGGUGGUAUGCGUAUGCGCGAUCUCUUCAUACCUGGCACACACGACUCCGGCUCGUAUAGACCCAAUUUCGAUCCACUACUGCGCGAAACGAUCGUCACAAAGUAUGCGCUGACACAGGAUGAUGAUAUACGCGGUCAGUUGUUGCACGGUGUACGUUAUUUGGAUAUACGCGUUGGUUAUUAUCGCAAUACGCCCGAGCGUUUCUACAUUAAUCAUGGCGUUACACGACAGCGUCCUCUAGCGGAAAUUAUCGAGCAAGUUAAAGAGUUCGUCUUGGAGACAAAUGAGAUUGUGAUAUUCGGUUUGAAAGAGUUUCCGGUUGGUUUCGGCAAAGGUCUUGGCGUUCAUCGUCUGCUGGUCAGUUUCUUACAGCAGCAAUUUGGCGAUGUUAUCGUGCAUCCUUCAGCGUCAUGGCGCUCAACAUUAAACGAUAUUUGGUCAAGGCAACAGAACGUCAUUUUGGCUUAUGAUAAGGGCCAAGUAGUGGCUGAAUUUCCAAAUACACUAUUUCGAUCGGUGGAGCAACGUUGGGGCAAUGUGCAAACAUGGCCAAAGCUGGAGAAGUACUUACGUUCAAUUAACAACUUUGAUGUUUCUCGCCUAUCAAGCCGACCCAUUGCUGAUAUGGCAGAACUUACACCCGACACGUGGGGUGUUAUACUCGACAAAUAUGGUGGACUGCGAAAAAUGGCCGAUCAAGUCAAUUGGCGUAUUUCUGAACUUUAUCGCGACGAAUUGGGCGCAAAUGCGAAUAUUGUAGCGGUGGAUUUCAUUCGUGGCACCAGCCUAAUGGAUAUCGCUCUCGAAUGGAAUAAACGUAAAGUUGUGUACUACUAGUGGUAGAAGUAAAUUUACAUAUAAAACUCUAUAUGUAAUUAAGAUAUCUAAAUCCGCCUUAGUUUAUGGUGCAUUUUCUUAAAAUAAAAAUACAGGUUCAAAAAUUUUGUAUCAAAUAUAAAAAUAAAAGAACCGCAGUAUUUAGCUUACCAAGUUAUUCUCUUUUCUCGGUCAGUGAAAAAAAAAUUAUUUUAAAAUUAUUGAGAAUAUUUGUGAAAUAAAUUAAGCCAAAGUAUUAUAUUUAUGAAGACAGACAUGUUAGUCAUUAUGAUUAUAACUUUUUACAAAUUUUAUAUUCAACAAAAAAUGUAAAAAAU
Messenger RNA from Bactrocera tryoni, 4005 nucleotides. RefSeq names its product PI-PLC X domain-containing protein 1-like. The record is from RefSeq and is a predicted model, not a curated record. The transcript is spliced from 3 exons. Gene Ontology annotation, molecular function: phosphoric diester hydrolase activity. Gene Ontology annotation, biological process: lipid metabolic process. Bases 2114 to 3688 code for a protein of 524 amino acids. Lineage: Eukaryota; Metazoa; Arthropoda; Insecta; Diptera; Tephritidae.